Messenger RNA from Paramecium sonneborni, 4580 nucleotides. NCBI's taxonomy places the organism in Eukaryota, Ciliophora, Oligohymenophorea, Peniculida, Parameciidae. The record is from the annotation of a GenBank genome assembly.
AUGGUUGAUAAACAUGUCUUACAUGAAGACUAAUUGAUUUAUACAAUAUUAGUUUUUGGUAGCUUAUCAUUUUAUCUAAGUUAAAUGUAUUUUUAAACUAAAUUAUUAUCUGCUUUUAAUUUUGAUUUUAAUUCGUUUUCUUGUAUCUAUUACACUUAAUAAAUGCAUUUUAAAUAUCUUUAAACAAUCGAAAAUUAAAAAUAAGCAGAGUUUUUUCAAUUGUAUUUAUUUUGGAAAGCACAUAAAAUUAUAUGCACUAAACAUUCGUUAAAUGAUAUGUAAAAAACAGAAUAAAAUAAUUAAAUUUAAAAAACUCAUUAAACAAUUUUUUGUAUUUUAACAACUGAAUUAGAAAAAUCUAGAAUGAAUUCAAGAAUAGGUUAUGAAGAUUUAUAAUUAUUAUAUAUUAGUUAUGUUGCUUAAUUUUGUAAAAAACCACUAUUGGCUUACACAGAAUUAAAACGCUAUUAAAGUUUAAAAUAAACUAAAUCUUAAUAUUUUAUUAGUAUUCGUUAUCAAAUGAGUAUUUAUUUAUAAGAUUUAAUCAAAGCUUAACAAUAAGAAAACAAUUAAAUGUCAUAAUUAGGUAAAUAAAUACAAUCUGAAAGAUAACUUAGUAUUCAUGAAGUAUUUGAAGCAUUGUAAUUUUAAGAUUAAUUUAUUCCUUCUAUUAUUGAAGUCUUAAGUGAUAAGAUAAUUUUUUGGAAUAAAUAAAUAAAAGGUUUCAAUUCUAUUUAUGAAGUUGAAAAACUUGCAAUUGCUUAAAGUUAAAAAAUUAAUAAAUUAACAUCUCAAAUAAAUAAAUAUUGUUCUUUUGAUAUUUAUAAUUUGGAUCAUCUAUAAAUCAAUAAUAAUGUUUAAAUUCUUAAACCAUUAUCAAUAUUCUACAGUUCAAUUAUGAAUGAUUAUUACAAUUCUUAAAUUUGUGAAACUGCUAUCAUAGAUGUUUAUAAUAUUGAACAUACUCUUUAAGAUGAUGUAAUUACUAAUUUAUCAUUUAUUCAAGAAAAGGCUCUUCUUAUAAUGAUUAGUCUUGUUAAAAAUAGAGGUAAAAUUAUUAAUAAAGAUAAAAAAUAAAUCUCAUCAUUCUUUGGAUACUAUGAUAAAGAGAUUUUUGAAAUUGAUAAUAUUUCAGAUUUAAUGCCUUUAUUUUUUGCUGAUUAGCAUGAUAAAUUAUUAUUAAAUUAUUUACAAACUGCUAAAUCUUAAUUUUUUUUAAAUUAUAACUAAGUUUUUGGAUUAAAAAAAGAAGGAAUCUUAAUUUCUUAAUAAUUAAAACUGGAUAAUAAUUUUAGUGAAUUGGAUGAUUAUGUUUUAAUCGGUUGUCUUUCAGAAUACAAAAAAACUGUUGAUUAUAUUCUUUUUAAUGAAGAAGGUUUUAUAAUUGGAAUUACUGAAAACUUUUUUCUUACAAUUAUUAAUUCUGAGGAUUAAAAUUUUUAAAUUCAAAAGGAAAAUAUUAAUUAAUUAAAUAUCUUUUUUAUUAUUUGUAAUAUUAUGGAAUUAUUGAAUGAACUUAAAAAUAAUUAUGGAAAAGAUAAAUUCUUAAAUUAAUAAGAUAAAUAUUUAAAAAUCUGGAAAUAUGCAAAUAAUAAAGAUUUAUUAGAAAAUUCAUAAAAAAUUCAAUAUUACUCUUCGAAAUUGAAUUCUUAUUAUAAUGAAAGUAGUCAUAUAAAAUCAAAAGUAUCGAAUACUUUUAUUGAAAGAGAAAAAGUAGAAAUAUAAAUAAAUUAAUAAUAAAGCAAAUUUGAAGGAGAAUAAAAAAAAGUUAAAAGAUUGUAGAAUUUAUAAUCUUUACCAAUUUAUAAUACAUCACUUGGUAAUUAAUUUAAAAAUAUUCUCCAAUCAUUAUAGGUAAUAAAUUGAUUAAAUUUAGAUAAAAAGUACUACUCAUUUUAUAGGAAAAAUGAAUAUAAAUUAUAAAAUAAUAGGUAAAAAAACAUAGAAGAAAUGCUAUUUUAUUUUAGAAAUAAAUGAUUUAAAAAAAGUAGAUGAUUUAUUCAAAACCAAUGAAUCAUUGAUAAAUAAUUAAUAUACAACUUCAAUUUAAACAACAAACAAAUGUAUGUUGUCUUAGAUUUUCAUUUUUAGUUUUCAAUACAGCUGAUUUAAACCUUAAUACUGUUGAGACAUUUAAGGUUGAUAAAGAAGAAGUAACUCCGAAUAUUUCUAAUUUAUCCAAACCCUUCUUUUAGAGACUUAUCAGUAAAUAUGAAUUAAAAUAAUAAUAAUAAUAUAAUGAUAUUUUAGGAAUGGAAUCUGUAAGAGAUAGUGUUAGUUAUGGACCUAUUUCAUAAAGAAUUAAUUUUAUAAGUCCAUCAUCUAAACAAUAAUAAAUGUAAGAACUUAUUGAAAAAGAUUUCACAGAUCUUUAAAAUUAAUUAGAUUAUAUGAACUAGGAUCCUAACCAAGAUAUUGAAAUACCUGAUUCUUCAAGAAUAAAAAGUAAUAGUAAAGACUAAAAUUAAAAAAGUCACAACAUUAUAGAAAUUUUUCAAAAUAAUAAAUUAAAUUUAUAAGUUGAAGAUAUUGAUAGAGAUGCAAAAAAAUCAAAAUCAAGUAUUACAUCUGGAACUUCUGGGGUUUCAGCUAUUUCAACAAUUAAAAAAUUUUAGUAGAAUAAAUAAAUGACAGAUAGUUUAAAAAAACUAGCCUUUAUAAAUAUUUUAAUAAUUAUUAUAAUUAUAGGAUAUAUAAUUGCUCAUUUGAUAAAACUUAAUUUUUAUACAAAUUAAACUUAAUUAACAUUAGCAAACAUUAAUGGACCAACUUUAUUUAAUCGAUAUUUUUUUAAGAUCUUUACUUACACUUGGAGUCUUGUGUUUAAUACACUUGAUAUCAUAGAAAGUAGUGAUUUUUUAAUUAAAUCAACAAUUUCAGAAAUGAAUGAUUUAGCUUAAGUUGUUUUUAUUAAUUUAACAAAAAUGUAUGAUAUUUUUAUAGGUAUUGAAGAUUCAGGAAUGUUAAGCUUUAUUAGUUUAGACUUUCUUUAUUAGAAAAAUGAAAAUGUAACUUAUACUUAUUUUAUCAAUUUGAUUUCAGCUGUAUCAAAUACUUUAUUUGAAGCUCUUAAAUAUGAUGUUAAGACACUCAUUCAAAUUAUUGAUAGAAAUUAUUUAGAUAAUCUAUUAAUGUUAAGAUACAACCUUAAAAAUGUAGUUGUAAUGAAUUAAUAAUUAAUUGAUUCAUUAAAUGAAGUUUAUUUCAAAUAAUAACAUGAUAAUCUUUAAGAAUUUUAAAUACAAAUAAUUUUAGAAAUUAUAUUUUUGUUCUUAAUACUAAUUUCUUAAUUAAUUUAUUGGAAAUAAAUUGAAUAAUAUUGUUAAUAAAUCUUAAUUUUAACUGGAAAACUACAAUAUAAUCAAGCUCAAGAGAUGAUUUUAAGAUUUACUUUUGUUAUUGAAACUCUAAAAUAAUUUUCAGGAAAAUAAUGUUGGAAAAAAUAAAAUUUCUAUAAAUUAUUAUUUUUACCAUUAAAUGAAAUUGGAAUAGACACUAUUCAAAGUUAAUCAAGAGUCUUGAAAGAAUGUCAAAAUUCUUAAAUAAGCUAAUAACUCAAAAUAAAUUAAGUUUUUGAAGAGCGACAAAGAAAUCUCAAAAAAAAUUUUAAUGUUGCAUUGAAUUCUAAAAUUAAUAAUCCUAACACAACAAUUUUAAAAGCUACUAUUUUAACUAUAAUAACUUUUAUUAUUUUUUUAGUUUACCUUUUAGGUGGAUUUUUAUUAUUCAAACAAUAAUAGACUGAUUUAUUACCAACUUAAUAAUUAACUUUAAAUUUUAUCAGAUUUACAUCUUAAUUAGAUAUUGUAGUUAGUACUGCUUUAAUUACUAAAUCGUAACCACUAUUAUAUGAUAAAUUAAUAGAAAUGAAAAUAUAUUCUUCCUCUGAAAUAGAAAAAUUUAGAGAUUAGAGAAAAAUUAUCAAAAUUUUUAUUUCUUUAUAUUCAAUCUAUUAUGAGAAUAUUACUUUAAUCUAUGAGAAUAUUAUCAAAUCAAAUAAGAUAACUUAUGAAGACUCCAAAAUAUUGCUUUCCUUAUAUUAAGAAGACUUUUGUUUAAAAAUUGGUUCUGAUGUUCCCUUUUGUAAUUUUGAUAAAAUUAAUAAUUUUCAUUAAUUAUAUGGAACUCCAGAAAUUUAAGAUGACAAUAGAGAAUAUCUAAGUAAAGGUAUACAAGGAAUAGUAAGCAAAUUGGAUACAUUUUUCAAAUAGAAUUACUAAUAUGAAAUUAAUAAUACUGAAUACUUUCCAGAUAAAAAAAUAACAAAACAAAUCUUAGUAUCAAGAGAAUUUACGAAUUCAAUAAUGGAACAUUUUUUAGAUACAACUGAUGGUACAAACUUGUUCCUUGAUAAGUUAAUGUAAGCUAUAAAUAAAAUAACUAAUGAUAAUCUUUAUUAAUCAUAUUACUAUUAUUUGAUAACAGGAUUUUUAUUGUUACUUAUUUUUCUUACUUUUUAUGGAUAUUGGAUAUAUAGUUCGAACCAAAGAUUGAUUUUACUAAGAUUAAUUCUAACAAAUUUGCCUAUUGAAGUCUUAACUGAAUAACAUACAUUGGCCUUACUAAGAAAACUAGAAUGA